ACACGCAUACACAUAGAUACGCACCAAGCAGGCCUGCAUACCAGUAUACGGAUAUCAGAGGCUUUCGUGCUGCAGGACGCAGAAAGACGGGCCCAGAUUCCGCAAAAUGUAUCGGAUAAUUAUAUAGAUACGCUGGCAAGUGCACAUUUGCAGGUAGUUGGUGCACCAGCCAGUAAAUGGUUCGCUAAUGACGUUGAGAGAGGCUCGUUGAAGUGAACUCGACCUCUUCUUGGAUUUCUGAGAACAUGAACUCUGCGGUGUUCGGCGGACGUGACUAACUGAGCUCUGGUUGACACUACGCGCUGUGUAGCUGAACUAGGACCACAAACAUUAAACUUCUGAUGCCAAAUGUAACAGUGGAAUAAAAAACGGAGCUGUUUCGUUACAUGUGAUGUUUUAAAAUAGAAAGCCAGGCAGGAUGACGGUUUUUGAAAACAGUCCUGUCUCUUUCUAGAACUUAAGUUUGAGAAGAAAUGAAAUCUGUUCAAAAGCUGGAAGAAAACUUAACCAAACCACAUUUGAACCACAAGUACUGUUUUACUAACCUCCUACAGUAAUCAAAACCGGGGUACUGAUUAAUCUAAAAACACAAAUACAAUUACUUAUUUCUCCUGGUUAAAAUAUCGAAAUCUAAUAAUCAGAUUGAAUCAAAGAUGGACCCCCGCCAGUUCCCUUGUUACGCCUCUACGUUUUAUUCAUAUUUAGUUGCCUAGCGUUCUUCUGUGCAGGUGAACAAUGGCGAGUUUCACGUGGCAGCACCACCUCCCCCAGCAGCAGCUACUGCAGAAGCAGGUUGAGUUGGGGACCUCCAGGAACCUCGCUUACAUCACGGGGCAUUUCCAGCACGCCCGGUUGACAGAGGGAUUCGGGUACGAUGCCAUGAGUGGUGAGCCGGGCAGGGUCAAGAUUCGUCCCCCACCACCCCGACAGCAGGAUGUGAACAAGGAGCCUGCCCCGCGAGGACCCUCGUGCGAGCCCCAGCCACGGCCCAUCAUCCGUCGACGGGCACGCUCGCUGCCCUGCUCCCGCGAGAGAAACAGGGGCGCUUCCAGGGAGGGCCGGAGCCAGAGGGUGCGCUUUGUGGAUUCCCUAGGUCUGGAGCUGGCGGAGGUGAAGGUGUUCAGAGCCGGGGAAGACCCCACGGUGCCCCUGCACGUCCUCACCAGGCUCAUGCUGAGCUCCGAGCUGGCUUCAGGCAGGGACCUGGUGAUCCCUAUUCCCUACCUGGAGCCGGACUUCCCCCCAGAGCAGGGCAAGCGAGAGGAUUUCCUGGAGCGCCUGGCCCGGCAGAGGGUUUGCCUGGGGAGGGUCUCGUGCUCGGAGAUGGGGAUCACAGGCCUCGCGUGGGUCCAGAACCUCUCCUUCAGGAAGGAGGUCAGCGUCAGGUACUCCUUCACGGCCUGGAAGAGCAGCUCCGACACCAAGGCCUGCUGGGACUCCAGCGAGGGCGGGGAGGGGGCUGCAGGGAGGAUGCCCGACUGGGAUGUCUUCCGGUUCUGCCUGCCUGUGCCCCCUUUCAUCCUGCAGCCCGGAGCCUCCCUGGAGUUCGCUAUCCGCUACCAAGUCUUGGGGGCUGAGUUCUGGGACAACAACAACGGCCGCAAUUACAGCCUGACCUGCCACAGCUACAAGCUGACCGUCCCUAAAGAGUGUGAGGACAGCUGGAUCCACUUCAUCUGAGCCCCACCGUGGAGAGAGCUGAGGAAGAAGGAGCAGCUUGAGCACACCGGCAUUGCUUACAGUGCUUUUUACUAGAGCUGAUCAUGAAAGAAACUGUGCUAUGCUUCUAUCUGCUUUUAAAAAGUGCCAAGUAUCGAAUCAUACACCGCCUGUGAUGAAGAUAACAGGUGGCAUGUUAUGGAGUGAUAGCAUUAAAUAGCUGGAGGUAUUAGUUUGUUGUUACUCAUUACAGCUACAAUGGUAUUAGGAUAGUAGAGCCAUCAUUUGAAUUUAAUCCUAGGGGUCAGGUGCAUAUUAUAGAUGUGUACUAAUCUGCUGAAUGCUGUUCCUGCUUGAGAUGCCAGUUUGAUGUCUGUGGCCAAGGUGUUAUUAAUGCACUGUAACUUUUCAACAAAUUGUUUCAGUAACUUCUCACUUCAAAUGACUACAUUCAUGUGCUCACCAGCCAGCAGGGAGUAAAGCAGGGAGCUUCCCAGUUGUAAUCUCUUUCUGUUAUGUAUAUGCUGUAAAGCCUGGCCACCCUACAAAGCCCUUUGUAUUAUUCCACAGAAUUGAUAUAUCUUUUGCACUGCUGGUAUGCUGUGUUUGCACUAGCUUGCCAUGUCAAAGUGUCAAAGUUUGCACUUCUUUCUUUUUGCCCUGCAAAGUGAAAGCAGACCUGCUGCAGUUUCUAGCAGACAAGGGCAACAUCAUAUUUUGCAAAGUUAGUUCUUGUUAGUUUUAGUAACAUUAACAUUCCUUUCAGACUUUGUUGAUAUGUCUCAAUGCUUCUGUUGCUUGUUUGGAAGGUGAAACUAUGCACUGGAAAUGCACCUGAUCAGUUGGAAUCAGUCAUGGAUUUGAAGUCCAUCUGUUGGGCUUGGAUCUGAGCUCAGAAAAGACGAGAUGACAGUUGCUUUGCUCUGGAACAGGAGCUGGACCGACAGUAUAUAAGCACAGGAUAUUCCAUCUUAGCAUGAGAGGCGUGCCUCUGAACUCUGAAUCUUGUGGACGUUGCACUUCAGCUCACAGACGUGCAGAGAAUGGAGUCCGUCUGUGAAGUAGUGCUGUAUUCCAGCAGGUUGCACAGCAGGGAUGGAAAUACGACUCCCAUUGCAUAGCAGUUUGACCCAUCCCUGGUUCUACUAUGAGUUCCCCUGAGCUUGUUAUGUGUACACUUACACAAAAUGUAAUGUUUGUAUGUUAUUGCACUAGCCUUUCACCUUCGAGCCUGUGGCUUCAAAGCACCUUAGGUCACAAGUGAAAUAGCAAUUAUACGAUUUGACAAAAUCACUACUUUUUUUUUAAAAUACAUUUUCACACCAGAGGCUUCAGCUGUGUUUGAGAUACUUCCUGUCAGCAGGUGGGGCAGACAGUGCAAUGCUGCACAGCGAGCAGCAGAUUACCCUGAGAUUCACAACCUGGGGGUAUGUGAGUAUCUCAGGUGGUCCCUGCUACUGUAUCUAUCUGCCCAUUGCUGCACACCCAAACUACACUGCACCUAACAUGGUAUUCGUUCACCUAGUCUAAUAGUGAGUUAAUCGCUGAUGAAAUGAAGCCACGUGCAGCCAUUUGCUAAUACCUUUUGAUUGUUCGGCCCCCAGUUUGUAUCCGUUUGAAUGAUUGUGUUUGAAUGAGCGAAAUUGUUUGAAUAACAAUGUAUAGAAUUAUAAAGUACCAGCAGUGGUGUAGAUGUGUAUAGAGGGACUGUCACCGCAUUGCAGUUUGAUCCAUUUCAGAUUUUACUGGGAGCUCCAAUCAGCCACAGCGUAGAGAGGCAUCUGGCAAUGUGUGUGACAGACUCGCAAACUGUACUGCAUUAUGUUAUUUACUGGGAUUUUUGUAACAUUAAAAAAAAAAAAGAUAUUUUGAAAAAAACUGCAAAUACAAAUCUAGUCAAUAUUAUGCCGUAAUCGUGGAUUGCUGACGAUGAGGCACUUUUCACACAAGUCGUUUCUGUUAAGAAUGUAAAUGUAUUAAACUUUGUUUUAAAAAGA
This is a messenger RNA of Acipenser ruthenus (sterlet), 3656 nucleotides long. Its product is annotated as protein phosphatase 1 regulatory subunit 3D. Gene Ontology annotation, biological process: regulation of glycogen biosynthetic process. Gene Ontology annotation, cellular component: protein phosphatase type 1 complex. The transcript has a single exon. Lineage: Eukaryota; Metazoa; Chordata; Actinopteri; Acipenseriformes; Acipenseridae. Gene Ontology annotation, molecular function: protein phosphatase 1 binding; glycogen binding. The coding region runs from base 736 to 1680 and encodes 314 amino acids. The record is from RefSeq and is a predicted model, not a curated record.